AUGCCAUUCUUCCCGGAACAGGACAACAUCCUCCAGCUAAACGAGCAGCAAUUUGACUUCAAUAUACAGUUUGAGCAGCUGUUCUUUUCGAUCAUCCCGUCCGUCUUGUUCAUCAUAACAUCAUUAUGGCGAGCUGCUUCCCAACUACGAAAGCCCACUGUGGUGAAUGCUCCGGUGUUUCAACUCAUCAAACUGGGCGCGAUUACUGGCUACUUUGGCAUUGAUCUUUCACUCCUGAUCCUGGCUGUGGUUGGGUCCUUCCAGGUUACUAGCAUCUUUAUAGCUUCGUCGGUCCUCAAGCUCGUGUCAACCCUGUUUAUGAUCGUAUUAAGUCUUGUUGAUCACAGCAAGAGUCCGAGGCCGUCCGUGUUAUUGAAUAGCUACUUGUUUUUGACGUUACUACUGGAUGCCACUCAGGCAAGAACUUUUUUUCUUUCAUCGGGCGACAAGUCAGAGCUUACCUACAGUAGUGUCUUUGGUGCCGCUAUAGCUUUCAAGGUGGGAAUAUUAUUAUUGGAAGCCCAACGAAAGUCAAAAUGGGUAAAUUGGGACGAGAAAGAGCACAGUCCAGAGGAGAGCAGCGGAAUUUUCUCCCUGGGGGUCUUCUUCUGGCUCAACAAUAUCUUCUUAGACGGAUACAAGAAGGUUUUGACCAUAAAGGACCUUUAUCCACUUGAUAGCUCUUUGAGCGCUGAAUCACUGCAUGAAUCAUUCUCGGAGAACCUGGAUUACUCGAAACUGAAGGGUGACAAAUUCGGUCUUGUAAAAGUGCUUGUUCACACGUUGAGAACCCCCCUUAUACUCCCUAUACCUCCGCGACUGGCACUUUUAGGAUUCACCUUUGCACAACCGUUUUUUAUCAAGCAAUUGUUAGAUUACCUCACCGAGUCUGAAGCUGACGCGAACAUUGGGUAUGGCUUCAUCGGAGCUAGCUUACUGAUUUACUUGGGAAUUGGUAUUUCCACGGCCCUUUACUGGUACUUCCAUCACCGAAUGCGUGCCAUGACAAGAUCUGUUUUGGUCACUGAGAUCUUCCAAAAGGCUACAAAAGUUCGGAUGGGAUUUGAUACCGAGAGUGCCGCCCUGACACUCAUGAGUACCGACAUCGAGCGAAUCAACAAUGGAUUGAGAUCUAUACAUGACAUAUGGGCGAGCAUUAUCCAGGUUAUUAUAGCUAGUUGGAUGCUAUAUAAUCAGCUUGGAGUGGUCUUCGUCGCACCGAUGGGGGUGGUCACAUUAUGUUCUAUCGGGUUGGCGAUUCUUAUGAAUUUCACUGGUGACUCGCAGAGGGAGUGGAUGGCAGGAGUUCAGAAGCGAGUCGGUCUGACGGCCACGGUCAUUGCCAGCAUGAAGCACCUGAAGAUCUCUGGGCUCUCUGAUGCCGUGGGUGGCUUUGUGCAGAAGCUCCGUGUAGAGGAGCUAGCGGCUGGAACCCGGUUCAACCGGAUAUACCUCGUCGCAGCCUUCUUCGCCUUCGUUCCACUAUUGAUCAGCCCGCCACUUACAUUUGCAUUCUCUCAACGGACGCUGGAUGUGUCGAGAAUAUUUACGAGUCUCUCUUGGCUCCUGCUGCUGACGAAUCCGUUGUCAGAAGUCUUCCAGUCAAUCCCAGAAGUCCUCUCGGGACUGGCCUGUUUAGGCCGAAUCCAAUCAUUCCUGGAGAGCGAAGAUCGCCAUGAAUUUCGUCAAGUUCUUGCUGAUAAUAAGCAAGAAUUAGAAGUUGUUUCAGCGGAUGUAGUAACAUCAUCUAAUCCAGAGCUACAAUCAGUGCAUUCCGUUACCAUCAAGAACGGAAAGUUUGGCUGGGAAGCAGACAAGUUCACCUUGCGAGACAUAAACACUCAAGUAUCCAAGGCCUCUCUGACCAUUAUCGUUGGACCAGUUGGAGCGGGGAAAUCAACGCUCUGUAAGGCCCUGCUCGGGGAGAUUCCCUUCAGCGAAGGCACUGUUACUUUGAGCAACGAAUUUCGUCACGUUGGAUUCUGUGACCAAACAGCGUUCCUUUCAAAUGGGUCAAUCAGAGAUAAUAUCGUGGGGUUCUCUGCAUUCAAUAAAGACAGAUAUACUGAUGUUAUCCAUGCGACGUCCUUGGACUUUGACUUGGCCACGUUACCACAAGGAGACAGAACGAAUAUUGGAUCUGAUGGGAUCACAUUAUCUGGAGGCCAGAAACAACGAGUCUCCCUUGCGCGAGCUCUGUAUUUGCAGACAAAUCUGCUGGUAUUGGAUGAUGUAUUCAGUGGCCUUGAUGCAGACACUGAGGAGCAAGUCUUCCGGAAAGUGUUCGGUCCAGAUGGGAUACUCAGACGGCGGCGCUGUACAGUCGUUUUGUGCACUCAUAGUAUCAAACACAUACCCGCCGCGGAUUAUAUUAUAGUACUAGAAGACGGAACCAUCGUCGAGCAAGGUAGCUAUGACCAGUUGGCUACUCGUCAGGGCUAUAUUCAACGCCUAGGAUUGAGCAGGUCUCCUGAUAGCAGUGCCCCAUCUCAGAAAUCGAUACCGGAUAAAAGCGUUCGAGAAGCGAACCCCCAAGUACUUCACACAACAACUACCAACACAUCAGUCCUGGAGACGGACACCGACAUUUUACGACAAGUUGGUGAUAAAUCGGUAUAUAAACAUUACUUCAAGAGCAUGGGGUUAUUUCUAGCAGCACUUAGCCUGUUGUUUGCAGCUCUUUUUGGUUUCUUUACGAACUUCCCAACCAUUUGGCUAAAAUACUGGUCUGAUGACGCUUAUUCGGAGCAUCCAACUCACUCCUACGCUUACUACGCUGGGAUAUAUGCUCUGCUCCAAAUAUGUGCCCUAAUAUCGCUGUUUCUCCUUGGUAUUGCGGUUUUUGUCGUCUCUGUGACAAGGGCCGGUGCCAAUCUCCACCAAGAUGCCUUGCGAACACUUAUUCGAGCACCGCUACGAUUUUUCACAGCCACGGACACCGGUGUCGUCACCAAUUUGUUUUCGCAGGACUUGAACCUUAUAGACACAGAGCUGCCAAGUUCACUGCUGAGCGUCUUGUACAGUGUUUUCCAAGCAAUCGGACAAGCAGCUAUCAUACUUACUGCGUCUCCGUUCAUGGCCAUAAGCUACCCAUUCCUGGCCGUCCUACUAUAUAUCCUGCAAGGGUUCUAUCUAAGAACUUCUAGACAGCUUAGGUUGCUGGACCUUGAGGCUAAAAGUCCUUUAUACACACAUUUUUUGGACACUCUGAAAGGCAUCGCAACUUUGAGAGCUUUUGGCUUUCUUCCCGAAGAUGUCCGUAAAAAUAUUCGACUAAUUAAUUCCAGCCAACGGCCCGCAUAUCUCCUCAUCAUGAUUCAACAAUGGCUCAAUUUGGUUCUUGACCUCGUAGUCAUGGUAAUGGCUGUGGCUCUGACGGCUCUUGCAGUUCGACUUCACUCUAACUCAGGUUUUAUCGGUGCUUCUUUGGUGACUCUCAUGAAUUUUGGAGAAUCCCUCUCAGGCAUUGUCAUAUUCUACACCAGAUUAGAAACGUCUAUUGGCGCGAUAAGCAGACUCAAGACAUUCAACGAAAGCGUGAAGCCGGAGGACAGAGAGGAAGAAGAUAUUGUUCCUCCUGAACAGUGGCCACAGAGUGGUGUGAUAGUGUUGAAUGGCGUAUCCGCGAGUUAUAAGCCGGAAGAACAAAGCAAUGGCACACCCAACUUAGCCCUCCGCGACGUCAACUUAAGUAUCAAGUCCGGAGAGAAAGUAGCCAUCUGUGGUCGAACUGGCAGUGGCAAGUCCAGUCUCAUUGCUCUGCUUCUUAAGCUUCUCGAUCCCGUCUCAGAAACCUUGGGGAACGCAGUAAUUGAUGACAUCCCGCUCUACCGGAUUUCUCGAUCUGCGCUACGACAGCGUAUAAUCGCAGUGCCACAGGAAGCCGUAUUUUUGCCGGAUGGCUCAACAUUCAGGGCUAACCUAGAUCCGCUCGACACCUCGACGGCUGAGGAGUGCCAGGAUGUCCUCAAGGCUGUGGGUAUGUGGAAUUUCGUCCAGGAACGGGGUGGCCUGGACGCAGGCAUGAGCGCAGGAAGUCUAAGCGCGGGACAGCGGCAACUCCUGUCACUUGGGCGCGCGCUGCUGAGAAGGCGUAUCCGGGCACGGUGUGCAGGUUUAGGAGCAGAUCUUCCAGAGAGAGGUAUCCUGUUGUUGGAUGAGGUGAGCUCGAGUGUCGACCACGAAACCGAGCGUGUUAUGCAGGAGAUCAUCCGAACCGAGUUUAGGGGUUAUACCGUUGUGGCUGUCAGCCAUCGCCUGGAUAUGAUUAUGGAUUUUGACAGGGUUGUUGUCAUGGAUACGGGUGAGGUUGUGGAAGUAGGAAACCCGGUUAUGCUGGCAAGAGAGGAGGGCACCAGAUUUGGGGAGUUGGUGCAAGCUGGAGCAAAGUAG
This is a messenger RNA of Talaromyces marneffei, 4392 nucleotides long. RefSeq lists its product as uncharacterized. Gene Ontology annotation, cellular component: membrane. Gene Ontology annotation, biological process: transmembrane transport. NCBI's taxonomy places the organism in Eukaryota, Fungi, Ascomycota, Eurotiomycetes, Eurotiales, Trichocomaceae. Gene Ontology annotation, molecular function: ATP binding; ATP hydrolysis activity; ABC-type transporter activity. The coding region runs from base 1 to 4392 and encodes 1463 amino acids. The transcript is spliced from 8 exons. The record is from RefSeq and is a predicted model, not a curated record.